CUGGGGGUGGGGAGGGAGACUCGGGGGUCGUGGUGGGGGGGGAUUUACAGCACCGGAGCAGCUGCAGAGCAGCGCCCGCCCGCCCGGGCCCGCCCUCACCGCUGGCGUCGAGAUGAGCGGCAGCAGUAACAAGCGGGCUCCAACAACAGCAACGCAAAGACUGAAGCAGGACUAUCUCCGAAUAAAGAAAGACCCAGUGCCUUACAUCUGUGCUGAACCCAUCCCAUCGAAUAUUCUUGAAUGGCAUUACAUUGUUCGAGGCCCUGAGAAAACUCCUUACGAGGGUGGCCUUUAUCAUGGAAAACUAGUUUUCCCUAGAGAAUUUCCCUUCAAACCUCCUAGUAUUUAUAUGAUUACACCAAAUGGAAGAUUUAAAUGUAACACCAGGUUAUGUCUUUCAAUCACUGAUUUCCAUCCAGAUACCUGGAACCCGGCUUGGUCUGUCUCUACAAUCCUCACAGGUCUCCUUAGCUUCAUGGUAGAGAAAGGUCCCACACUGGGCAGCAUUGAAACUUCAGAUUAUACAAAAAGACAACUUGCUGCUCAGAGCAGUGCUUUCAAUCUAAAGGAUAAAGUGUUCUGUGAGCUCUUCCCAGAUUUGGUGGAGGAAAUAAAAGAAAAGCAGCGAGCGCAAGAAGAACUAAGUACCAGGACACAAGCUCUGCCUCUGCCGGACGUCAUCCCUGACGGUGAAGUGCACCAGAAUGGAAUGCCGCUUCUUAACGGGCACGCAGUCCUGCAGGCUGCCAACCACCAAGGCUUGCAGCAGGCCAACCGUAACCAUGGACUCCUCGGGGGAGCUUUAGCAAACUUGUUCGUCAUUGUUGGUUUCGCAGCCUUUGCCUACACGGUGAAAUACGUGUUACGGAGCAUAGCACAGGAAUAGAACUGCGGAAGAGACCAAACCGUUGCAGUUUUGCGAGCAAACGGUUCUCCUUUUUUGUGGGGGAAAGGUUUCAGAAGGGGAUGAGUGUUUCCAGACUGUACGUCCUGCAGUGAUGUAAUUAAAAUAUUACAACAGUUGCAUAUAUAUAUAUAUACACACACGCGCGCACACACACACACAAAAAGUGACCAACGACAGCCUAUGGUUUUCUUUCACAGAUGUAUGGAUCAGCGGAACGAACUGAAGUAAGUUCAUAAGCGAAUAAGAAUUUGCAGAAGGUUUCAAUUUUAUCGUGCCGGUCACCCAUAUUUUACAGAUGGUGGCAAAUGUGACAACCCCCCCCCCCCUCCCCUCCCCCAACCCCUUGAGGUUUGUUAAUUAUGCUGAAUUUGGAAGUAGUGCAGUUUCAAACAAAAAAAGGCCACAUUUUACAGCAGCGUCUUCAGAUUUUAAUACUUCUAAGUGAUUUUUAGAAAAGCCAUAACCCAACAAAAAACAUAAAUAAAGUUUUAACGUACUUGUUAGUGUUCAAAAUAUAUCGGAAACCUUUCCGGAGUAACGGCAAAAAGAAAUCCCGGGUAAAAAAAAAAAAGUCACGAACCGUAAAUGACAUUUAUAAAAUGUUCCUUUUUUUUUUUGUUCGGAGCUAAAAAUUGUGUCGAACCAGUGACCAACACGAGAGAUGCAGACCUUGUGCACAUUCCUACAAAUUUAAUUACAAGCUUCUCAGUAGAUGUUCCAGGUCGGGAUGGCCCGAAGAGCGGCCCUCGGGGUGGGGGGGCCCAUCCGGCCCUCCACCCUCGCUCCACCUCACCUGGCCCACCCAUUUCCUCCAAUAAUCUGUAAAUGUUUUGUUUCUGGAAGGGAAGCACGACAAUGUUGUUCGCGAGGCCCACCGACGUUUCUCAAACGGGGCAUUCGGCCCUCAGCAGCCGAAAGGUGAUUGUUCCGGGUGAACCUCUGUAACGCCAGGGCAGAAACAAUAAUUUAUAGGUUUGAGUUACCGUCUUAUUUAUAAUUGGUUUCCACAGUAAACGAUGCUUCGAGUUCCACCCACCCCUGCUUCGAAUAAUCUCGUGUAAUGACUAGAUUUGCUGCUUGAUCAGUUGCUUCUGGAAGAUGUUAAUUUUGUGUGUCUGUCUGUCUGUCUCUCUCUCGCGUAAUUUAUAAUUUUGCAAUAUUUUUCCAAAAAAGGAGCCUGUAUUUUUUUUUAAAAAGAAAAUGUAUGGGCUUUAACAGUUGAUGCAGUUUUGCAGAAUUAAUUCAUCGGCAAAAAAAAUCUUUCUCUCUCAAGUGUCACUUCAGUUUUGAGGGUGAUGGUAAAUAUUAAAUUAGGGUAUUCAGAAUACUGUUCAACAUUUUCAUUUCUAACGAGCAAUAGAAGCUAUGCUAGAUUUAUACUUAAUCGAAGCAGUAAAAUUUUUAUGGUUUUUGUCAAAUUAUUUAAAAGCACCUGAAUUCCUGAACGUAGCUGCAUUCUCGUGGCACUUGGCUGUAAAUUGCAAUUGAGCAUGUUCUGCAUUAUUAGCAAUAAUUGCUUUGUAAAUUGACUCAAUAAAAUUUACAGGAUAUUAUCAUCUCUAGUUUUAACAUCAAUGAGAAGCUUUAAAAAAAAAUCUUCCAGAAUACAUUCUUAUUUUCCAUGAAUCCUUUAAAGACUGAUGGGAUUUCUUUUUUCUUUUUUUGCACCAAAAUAAAAGCAUAUGGCUAAAGUUUACAAAGUUUUGUUCUGAAAAUACUUAGAAUGGAGAACUUCUUUUGUGCUUAAAUAGGUUUCUUCAGUUCUACUUUAUAAUGUACCUUAGAGACGUACAAUGUAUUUGUAUAGCUAUUAGAAAAUGUGUGUUUUGAAAGCUGCAGUAGAAGGUUAAAAUGGCUGUGCAUUUUGGAUUUAAUUAUUGAAACUGAACGAUGGAAAAUGACUCAUUAAAUUGACGAGGUGUAUGAGGACUCUUGCUGUGCAAAUGUUUCUGCUUCGGGCACAGGAGUUGCAGGAUGUACUGUUGUCACUUUAAUUGUUCAAUGUUCAAUUUAAACUAUUUAGCACUA
Callorhinchus milii (elephant shark) is the source of this 2935-nucleotide messenger RNA. It is a transcript of the gene ube2j2, whose product is annotated as ubiquitin-conjugating enzyme E2, J2 (UBC6 homolog, yeast). The record is from RefSeq and is a predicted model, not a curated record. NCBI's taxonomy places the organism in Eukaryota, Metazoa, Chordata, Chondrichthyes, Chimaeriformes, Callorhinchidae. Bases 113 to 886 code for a protein of 257 amino acids. The transcript is spliced from 7 exons.